AUGACUGUAGGCUCGAAGGAGAAGAAAACAUCCACUGAACGAAAUUACAACACGGCCCUAUUUGGAGAAACCACACUGGAAGUCCUUUGCCACAUUGUUCGGUUAAUACAAGCAGUAGGAGAUUACAAAGUCAGAGGGACAAAUACAAAGGCAGCUAAGCUUAUUUGGAAAGUAUCCAAAGCCAGCAAACAGUAUGUUAAGGCAGCUAUAGAUACUAACAAUGUGAUGGACACCGAGGAUGCUACAAGUAAUGCUGUUGCUGUUGAUACAAAUCAUGAGACUACACCUAGUCGAAGCACAGGAACUAGGAAUAAAAUCACAAAAUAUGGCAAAUUGGAGCAAUCUCUCCGAAAUAAUCAAAAUUUCCUUGCUAUCAGCGAAAAAGAAAAGGAGUCCUCCAUAAUCAUUAAUAAUAAUAUAAAAGAUUCACACAAAAAUAUUUCUGAUUCUAACCCUGAAUAUUUGCGUGCCUAUUUCAUAAGUAAAGACAAUUCGCAACUUCCCGAUGACCUUAACGACGAAGCAAAAUGCAAGUUGCAAUCGGACACCUUAAUCGUUUUAACGCCGAUUCUUAUUACAAUAAAUAACAUUAAUUAUGUUUUUAUUCCAACGCAUGAACCUAAUACUAUUGUAACGAAUGAAAUAAUUUUCGAAGCAAUUAAAUGUUUGAAAUCUUUUGCACAUACAGAUUUAGAAAAUUAUUAUGACCUCUACGAUAAUUUUAUUUUUAGUUAUAAAAAAAUGGUAGAACUUUGCGAUUUGAGAGAUUCUCAAAAGGAAUAUUUAAAACCUUGCAUUAUGGCAAAGAGCCUAUUUAAUCGGAUAAGUCGUGUUCUUCACCGUGUUCAAAAUAAUAACAGUAUAAUUGGAGAAAUUCUAAAUAGCCAGCAAUUUUUAAAUCGAAACAAACGAGGUUUAGCCAAUGCCGUAGGCAAUGUUGCAAAGGUUUUGUUUGGAACCUUAGAUGAAAAUGAUGCUUAA
Messenger RNA from Ceutorhynchus assimilis (cabbage seed weevil), 981 nucleotides. Lineage: Eukaryota; Metazoa; Arthropoda; Insecta; Coleoptera; Curculionidae. The record is from the annotation of a GenBank genome assembly.